Eurypyga helias (sunbittern) is the source of this 563-nucleotide messenger RNA. RefSeq names its product coiled-coil domain containing 94 (gene YJU2). The annotation marks the transcript as partial. NCBI's taxonomy places the organism in Eukaryota, Metazoa, Chordata, Aves, Eurypygiformes, Eurypygidae. The record is from RefSeq and is a predicted model, not a curated record. Gene Ontology annotation, biological process: mRNA splicing, via spliceosome. Gene Ontology annotation, cellular component: U2-type catalytic step 1 spliceosome. The transcript has 4 exons.
AAAUACUACCCGCCGGACUUCGAUCCUGCGAAGAUCCCGAAGCUCAAACUCCCGAAGGACCGACAGUAUGUGGUGCGGCUCAUGGCCCCCUUCAACAUGCGAUGCAAGACAUGUGGUGAAUACAUCUAUAAGGGGAAGAAGUUUAAUGCCCGUAAGGAGACUGUUCAGAAUGAGGUGUACCUGGGACUUCCCAUCUUCCGCUUCUACAUCAAGUGCACGCGUUGCCUGGCAGAGAUCACUUUCAAGACAGAUCCUGAGAACACAGACUACACCAUGGAGCAUGGUGCCACUCGCAACUUCCAAGCUGAGAAGCUGUUGGAGGAAGAGGAGAAAAGAAUGCAGAAGGAGAGGGAAGAGGAAGAGCUCAACAAUCCCAUGAAGGUCCUGGAGAACCGAACCAAGGACUCCAAGCUGGAGAUGGAGGUUCUGGAGAACCUGCAGGAGCUGAAGGAACUCAACCAGCGCCAGGCAAAUGUGGACUUCGAGGCCAUGCUGAAGCAGUACAAGGAGUACGAGGAGGAGCAGAAGCGCAAGGAGCAAGAGGAGGAUGAGCAAGAGAUGAA